This is a messenger RNA of Scylla paramamosain (green mud crab), 4421 nucleotides long. RefSeq lists its product as uncharacterized. The transcript has 16 exons. Lineage: Eukaryota; Metazoa; Arthropoda; Malacostraca; Decapoda; Portunidae. Gene Ontology annotation, molecular function: ATP binding; protein kinase activity; protein binding. The record is from RefSeq and is a predicted model, not a curated record. Gene Ontology annotation, biological process: signal transduction; protein phosphorylation. Bases 385 to 3807 code for a protein of 1140 amino acids.
CGAAUCAAGUCGGAACCGCCCCUCUCCAGCAGUCACGCGCGGAGCACAAGUGGCUUGCUUACAGAUAGAUAGAUUACAGACACAUUUUUGGUGCUAGUUCUGUUGCGUGCGUUGCUGGGCCAGGGGACGCGAGGCAAGACACCGUCAUAUUUACCGCUUCAAUCUUCAUUUCAAAGAAUUUUGCAGAGGGAUUUAUUCUUUGCCUUCUUACUUUCAUUAUCUUUAUCUUUAUUUCAUAGCAGACUACACGCCCUCCGAUUUACGCAUUGCGAUAUCAUGGAAAGAUAGUGCAACAGUUGGCAGACGUGGGGCAGCAAAGCAGUGAGGGUGUUGGUGCCAAGCUGGGAGGGUGUCUGUAGCAGAUGGCCGAAACAGGUGUCAAACAUGGCCCGCGCUAUUGAAAAUAUUCAGGAGGUGAAGUACGUGUACGACUUACCCUACACCGUCAGGAAGCAGCUGUGCUCCAUCCUGGACGUGAACGAUGCUUGGGAGGAGCUGGGAGGUACCCAUUUACACCUCAGUUAUUUUGAGCUGCAAGAGAUCCGUCGAGCUGAGCGGAGUAAUGAAUCUCCCACCAACCGCCUGCUGCAGGUAUGGGGACAACAGAAUCACACAGUCAAGGAGCUUUUGCUCAACCUGUGGAAGAUGCAACACUUUCAAGCCAUGAGAGCACUCAAGUCUUGUGUUCCAGAGAAGUACCACACACUGUUCAGGGAUGCUGAUGACCACCUCACUGGUUUGCUUAUGGACAGCAAAGAGAAGAAAGGAGUGGUAACUACAGAGCCAGAACAAGUAGCAAUGACCUUGGGUCAACACACAGCAUCCACAGCCCACGACACCUCUGUCAGACCCAGCAUUACACCAGCAGCCUCAGCUGUGCCAGUACUCUACUCUCAUGAGGCUGAACAAAAAUCUUCAUCAUCCCUAAAUCAAAAUACAUCUGAUUAUGUGCAUUCUCACCAGAACUAUAACAUGGAGGGAGCCUGUGCCUUGGAUCCCUCUCACUACCACAAUCUUCAGACCAUUGAUGAGAAGCCUUCUAACCUCAACCACUGCUGUUCAUCUAAAGUCCCAGUGUCCCUCUUGAAUCCAACACAUCACCACAUUCCCUCAAAUUAUGCAUCUACCAACCAUCAGCCACCAGCUCAGAAUACUACAGCCCUACUACAUAAUGCAGGAGGUGCUGUAUCUAAGAAAACUGUUGGUUGUGUAUCAACUGCAACCAAACCUGAGAAAAUCAUCACCCCUCAUUCAGUAGUAUCCGGUCCUAAGGAAUCCUCCCGUCUGCCAUCUGCAGCCGAUCCUAACAAAGCUGUCUAUCGUCUUCCAUCUGCAGCCAACCCAAACAAAGCUAUCUAUCGUCUUCCAACUGCAGCCAACCCGAACAAACCUGUUUGUCUUCCAACUGCAGCCAUCCCUAACAAAGAAAUCUGUCGUCUUCCAACUGCAGCCAACCCAAACAAACCUGUUUAUCUUCCAACUGCAGCCAGCCCUAACAAAGAAAUCUAUCAUCUUCCAACUGCAGCCAACCCAAACAAAGCUAUCUAUCGUCUUCCAACUGCAGCCAACCCAAACAAACCUGUUUGUCUUCCAACUGCAACCAACCCUAACAAAGAAAUCUAUCAUAUUCCAACUGCAGCCAGCCCUAACAAAGAAAUCUGUCGUCUUCCAACUGCAGCCAACCCAAACAAACCUGUUCAUCUUCCAUCUGCAACCAGCCAUGAAAAAGCUCCUAAUUUUCUUCUAAAUGGUGCAGUUGAGAGAAAAAUCAACAACAAUGAAGGUCAUGGAACCUCCCAAGAAGUGUCCUGUGAGGACAACAACCAUGAAGAACUGAAGAGCAAGUCCAUUAAGAUUCCAUAUGACCCUGACCAAGACUACUUAAAUAAGCUAGAGGAAAAACGAGCCCGAGAGGCAGCACGUGAGGCCCAGUACAGGACGGGGGGCUCUGGCUCCUCUAGUGCUUCCAACAACUCCCCACUCACUGCACCCUACACAAGAGCUGGUGCUUCACCAACCUCUCCAACCUCUCCAACUUCUCCAAGCCAACAGCAUCCUCAGCUACAGCAGCAGCAGCAGCAGCCGCCCUCUUCCAGAAAAAUCUCCAAUGUGUCAGAUGCAGAAAGUCCAUACAGUAGUGUGCCAGUGAUUCCCUACAAAGAGCUGGAAGAGGCCACAGCUCUCUGGAGCCCACACAACCUGCUGGGACGUGGGGGAUUUGGUGCUGUUUAUAGAGGCACAUGGAAGAACACUGAAGUGGCCAUCAAGAGGAUUGAACCUCAUAGCAAUGCUCAUGCACAUCUGGAUAACACCCGUCUCCACAUCACUCAAAGUCUUGAUGAGCUGAAGCUGCUGCAGUCUUACCGCCAUGAUAACAUCCUCCAGGUAUAUGGCUACUCCACUGACCAUGAGUCAUACCCAUGCCUUGUGUACCAGUUCAUGCCACACGGCUCCUUGGAAGACAGGCUUCAGUGCCGGAGAAUAGAAGCUUUUGGUGAGAGUUCUACCCAGCGAGGCCCUGAUGUGCUGGGGUGGAAGCAGCGUUUCAGAGUGGCAUUGGGCACUGCUGGGGCCCUUCAGUUUCUCCACACAGUUAAGGAGAAACCUCUGAUUCAUGGUGAUGUCAAGAGUGCAAACAUUUUGCUAGACCAGAAUUAUGAGCCAAAGCUAGGAGACUUUGGAUUAGCAAGAGAAGGCAAGAGUCGGUCAACCAGCCUUCAGGUGUCUCGAGUCCAUGGCACCAAACCUUACCUGCCAGUGGACUACCUCCGUAGCAAGAAGCUCUCUGUGAAGGUGGACACGUACAGUUUUGGCAUUGUGCUGUAUGAGCUGUGCACUGGACUGAGAGGAUAUGAUGACAAGAGAAAAGAAGGGCAAAAGUUCCUAUGGGAGCUGGUGGAGGAGAGUGACCAGGAAGCAAUGCGGGACAAGAAACCUGUUGGAACUCAGGAGCCAGAAGUGUUUCCCUUUCUUUUGCAGCUAGGCAAGAAAUGUGCACAGCAGCGGGCAUCCCAGCGUCCAGACAUGACUGAUGUAUUCAAAGAACUUGAGAGCUUCAGAAUGGUGAUGGAGGAGCGAGCCCGAGCUAGAAGAAUCUCCAUGGGUGAAAGCAGCUCAGGAUGCUCAACACCCCACCUCCUGCAAGUGCGAUAUGACACUGCUGGCUCUCUCCAUUCCCCAUCCACAAACCCCUCGUUUCACUACUACUUCCACCACCCAUCCUCACCUUCUGCUGUCUCCACUUUACCUCCUCCUCCAUCCCCUGGCAUUCCACGCUCACCAGUUCCCCCCGGCUCCCCUCACUAUUACCCACAUCCUCCCUUAGUACAUCCCAACUAUCCUGGCAUGGUAAUGAAUGGCCAAGUUGCUUACCACCCACGGGCAUUCCCUCCUGGCAGCCAGCCUGUAUGGGUGCAAGGCCCUGCAGACAUGAUAUGUGGUGUGGCCCCUGGUGUCCAGAAAUAUUAUGUUCCUCACAACUUAUCUCCUGGAACAGGGGUUCCCCUUGAGCAACAGGAUCCUCCUAGCUAUAGUGAAACCAUGUCCCAACCACCACCUCAAGGAGCUGCUGCCUUGCCCAUUAUCCCCCAGCUGUCAAGCCUCAACAUGAACUCCAACUCUGAGUCUGAGUACAGUGAUAUGAGCAAUUCCAAAUCCAGUGUUGAAGGACAUACAACACAGUCUGUCAUGCCAGCAGCUCUGCCCCAAUAUGACCAGACACCUGCACCUGCUGCAGAAGGUGGUGCAGAUGGACUCUACCUGCCUCUCCUCACUAUGCUCAAUAAUACAAGCAGUAAUUGUAGUUGAUGUUUCAUCCAACAACCCUACUGCUCCCAAGAAGGCACUUGACUUUGCCUUUCCUAGGAAUGUCAUAACUUAACACCUAUUGGAGUCCAAUAAUGUGGAGUCUGGGCUGGUGCAAAGUAGGCUUUACUUGAGUCACUGCAUGGAAAGUGAGAGAGAUAAUAGGAAUUAAUGGUAAAAGACAAUUUAUAAGUAUCUAUAUAGAGAUAAAUUUAUUGAGUGUGGUAGAUGAGUGAUAAGGAUCCACAGUCAACUACAUACUCUAUUUCAGCCAAACUUAAGCAAAGGAAAAUAUAAAAAUGAUUUUACCUAACUUUAACAAAGGAAAAUAUGAUCAUGACCUUUGGAAAUUUAUUUGAUAGUGAAAAUAUGUGCCAAGGCUAGUCAGUAAGUGUUUGUGUAUUGUAAUGCUUAAGAUUUCUUUAAACUUAGAGGCCACAGAUCUGUCAUAAGUAAGAGUUGUGAUAGAUGAUGUUCAGUCUAUCUUAUCAUUUAUCAUGGUUUAGGUUUUUACUGCUCAUGAGUGGAUACCAAGGCAAAUGAGAGAGAGAGAGAGAGAGAGAGAGAGAGAGAGAGAGAGAGAGAGAGAGAGAGAGAGAGAGAGAGAGAGAGAGAGA